This is a messenger RNA of Equus caballus (horse), 1062 nucleotides long. The record is from RefSeq and is a predicted model, not a curated record. NCBI's taxonomy places the organism in Eukaryota, Metazoa, Chordata, Mammalia, Perissodactyla, Equidae.
AUGGCCAAGCUGAGCCGAGACAUGAAUGACAAGGAGCCAGCUGGGUCCAGGCAGCCCGGGAAGGAAGCCAACCGGAAACGCUCCUUUGCCCACACCUUGGUCCGUCGCCACCCACCCCCUGGUGCUGCCUGCUCCCUGAGCCGGGGAGCAGCUCCACCCCGCCGUCACCGCUGGGGCCGCACGAUUGCGGCGGAUCCUGGGAGCCCGGGGCCGGGCCACCCACGCUGUCAUCUUUUGUGCGGGGCCGGCCCCGCGCGCCCCCGGCCGGCCCGGGGCGCCCCCGCCUCCCGCCCCGGCCCCGCCAUUGUCCGGCCGCGCCGUCCCCGCCCGCCGCCCCCCGAGGGCGCCCCGGGCCGGCCGGUGAACGCCCCCAACCGUCCCGCGGGCCGGGACAAAGCGCGGGGCCGCGGCCCGAGCAGGCCGCGCCCGAGGCCUGGGCCUCGCGUCCCGGCGCCCGCCCGGCCGCACGCGCGCAGCCCCGGGCGCGGCGCGGGGGCGACGGCGGCGGCGGCGGCGGGGCCCGCGCUCGGCCGCCUCCCCGCGGGCUCACCUGCGGCGGCGCGCGCGGCCCGGUCCGGAGCAGCGGCGCGCGCUCCCCCGCCCUCGGCGUCGCACCCCCGGGCCCCUCUCGGGCCGGGCCCCGCUCGGUCGCUGGCGGCCGAGCCCUCCGCGAGCGCCCCGGGCGGGGCUUAUAAGGCCGCGCGCCAGCUCCGCCCCGGCUGCCAUUGGUUGCCGAGCCCACGCCCGCGCGCCCAUUGGCUGCGGCUGACAGCUCCGCCCCUCCCCUCCGCCGGGCCCAUCAACACCGCACGGCCCGCCCUCCGCGCGCCUCGAUUGGGCGGGCGCAGGCGCCGGCCUCGCCUCGCCAUUGGCCCGCCGGCCGGGACACGCCGGCGCCCACCCACGUGCCCGCUGACCGGCUCCGUUCUCAUUGGAGACGGCGCACGCCAGCCAAGGAGGCCGCGACCAAUCCGACGGCGGUUGGGCCUCGGAUUGACAAGGGAGCCUCGGGGACCUCCCAGCGUCCGCACGGGGGCAAGCGAGUAUUGGCUUGCGGAGUGA